GGCGCCUGACUGGAACGCUUGGGUACAGAACAAGGGUAGCGCAGAGGUGACCCUGCCUUCUUGUCCACUCCGAGAUCAGGCUGCACACCGCUCAUCCUCCCUCUGCUGCAAUGGCUGAACCCAUCCGUGUUGUUGUUACCGGUGCCGCUGGUCAAAUCGCCUACUCCCUCCUGUUCAGCAUCGCCAAGGGAGAUGUGUUUGGAAAGGACCAGCCGAUUGUCCUGAUCCUCCUGGACAUCCCGCCCAUGCUGCCGGUGCUGGAUGGGGUGGUGAUGGAGCUGCAGGACUGUGCUCUGCCUCUGCUCAGGGAGGUGAUCCCCACAGACAAAGUGGAGGUGGGCUUUAAGGACAUCGAUGCAGCCAUCUUGGUAGGGUCCAUGCCCAGAAAGGAGGGCAUGGAAAGGAAGGACCUGCUCAAAGCCAACGUCAGCAUCUUUAAGACCCAGGGAGCUGCUCUGGACCAGUAUGCCAAGAAGACAGUCAAGGUCCUUGUUGUGGGGAACCCUGCUAACACCAACUGUCUGAUCGCCUCUAAAUCAGCCCCCUCCAUCCCCAAAGAGAACUUCUCCUGCCUGACCCGCCUGGACCACAACAGGGCCUGCUCACAGGUGGCGAUGCGCUGUGGUGUGUCCUCUGACCAUGUGAAGAACGUUAUCAUUUGGGGAAACCACUCGUCCACUCAGUAUCCGGACGUGCACCACGCCAAAGUCAACCUCCAGGGGGCAUCGGUUCCAGCCUACGAUGCAGUGAAGGACGAGGACUGGCUCAGAGGAAAUUUCAUCUCUACAGUGCAGCUGCGCGGUGCAGCUGUGAUCAAGGCCCGGAAACUGUCCAGCGCCAUGUCAGCCGCUAAAGCCAUCUGCGACCACAUGAGGGACCUCUGGUUUGGCACCAAGGAUGGCGAGUUCACCUCUAUGGGAGUCUUUGCCAAAGGAAACCCCUAUGGCAUCCCUGAGGACCUCAUCUACUCCUUCCCUGUUCAGAUCAAGAACAAGACAUGGACAAUCGUAGAGGGUCUCUCCAUUAACGACUUCUCUCGGGCCAAAAUGGAUGCCACAGCACAGGAGCUGGUGGAGGAGCGUGACACUGCUGUGCACUUCCUGUCACAGUGACUACACCAGGACUUGCCGAACAUCGGCUCCUCACGCCUAUGAAGACCCCUAUGUUGAGUUUUAGUGAGAGACUGCUGUGGUGUGUGUUCUGGCCUCUUUCCUGUAGGUUUAUAUAUAAAACCUGUUUAAAUGACCACAACUGGCCUCCUCAGAGUGUAGCACCGACAUGUAGAUGAAUCGCACAUACUGUAAAGAAAUGUGUUGUCACCAAUAAAACACUGAAACAAA
Molecule: messenger RNA, 1340 nt
Organism: Periophthalmus magnuspinnatus
Lineage: Eukaryota; Metazoa; Chordata; Actinopteri; Gobiiformes; Gobiidae
Product: malate dehydrogenase, cytoplasmic-like
Exons: 9
Coding region: 111-1112 (333 amino acids)
Biological process (GO): tricarboxylic acid cycle; oxaloacetate metabolic process; malate metabolic process
Cellular component (GO): mitochondrion; cytosol
Molecular function (GO): L-malate dehydrogenase (NAD+) activity
Source: RefSeq, a predicted model, not a curated record